Molecule: messenger RNA, 2690 nt
Organism: Balaenoptera acutorostrata (minke whale)
Lineage: Eukaryota; Metazoa; Chordata; Mammalia; Artiodactyla; Balaenopteridae
Gene: CSNK2A1
Product: casein kinase 2 alpha 1
Exons: 13
Coding region: 251-1426 (391 amino acids)
Biological process (GO): protein phosphorylation
Cellular component (GO): cytosol; nucleus; protein kinase CK2 complex
Molecular function (GO): protein serine/threonine kinase activity; ATP binding
Source: RefSeq, a predicted model, not a curated record
UCCGCUUCCGGCAGCGGCGGCUGCAGCCUCGCUCUGGUCCCUGCGGCUGGCGGCCGAGCCGUGUGUCUCCUCCGCCGCCGCCGCCAUAUUGUCUGUGUGAAGAGGGGAGAGCGGCCGCUGCCGCUGCAGCUUCCACCACAGUUUGAAGAAAACAGUUCUGAAACGAGGUCUUACCCCCAGCUGCCUCUCAACACAGUGAUUGCCAUCUCUCCAAACGUCAAGUCCAGCUUUGUCCGCCAACCUGUCUGACAUGUCGGGACCCGUGCCAAGCAGGGCCAGAGUUUACACAGAUGUUAAUACGCACAGACCCCGAGAGUACUGGGAUUACGAGUCACAUGUGGUGGAAUGGGGAAAUCAAGAUGACUACCAGCUGGUUAGAAAAUUAGGCCGGGGUAAAUACAGUGAAGUAUUUGAAGCCAUCAACAUCACAAAUAAUGAAAAAGUUGUUGUUAAAAUUCUCAAGCCAGUAAAGAAGAAGAAAAUCAAGCGUGAAAUAAAGAUUUUGGAGAAUUUGCGAGGCGGUCCCAACAUCAUCACACUGGCAGACAUUGUAAAAGACCCUGUGUCACGAACUCCUGCCUUGGUUUUUGAACACGUAAACAACACAGACUUCAAGCAAUUGUACCAGACGUUAACAGACUAUGAUAUUCGAUUUUACAUGUAUGAGAUUCUGAAGGCCCUGGAUUAUUGUCACAGCAUGGGGAUUAUGCACAGAGAUGUAAAGCCCCAUAAUGUCAUGAUUGAUCAUGAGCACAGAAAGCUACGGCUAAUAGACUGGGGUUUGGCUGAGUUUUACCAUCCUGGCCAAGAAUAUAACGUCCGAGUUGCUUCCCGAUAUUUCAAAGGUCCUGAGCUACUUGUAGACUAUCAGAUGUAUGAUUAUAGUUUGGAUAUGUGGAGCUUGGGUUGUAUGCUGGCAAGUAUGAUCUUCCGGAAGGAGCCAUUUUUCCAUGGACAUGACAAUUAUGAUCAGUUGGUGAGGAUAGCCAAGGUUCUGGGGACAGAAGAUUUAUAUGACUAUAUUGACAAAUACAACAUUGAAUUAGAUCCACGUUUUAACGAUAUCUUAGGCAGACAUUCCCGUAAGCGAUGGGAACGCUUUGUCCACAGUGAAAACCAGCACCUUGUCAGCCCUGAGGCCUUGGAUUUCCUGGACAAGCUGCUGCGGUACGACCACCAGUCACGGCUCACCGCAAGAGAGGCCAUGGAGCACCCCUAUUUCUACACUGUUGUGAAGGACCAGGCUCGAAUGGGCUCAUCUAGCAUGCCAGGGGGCAGUACGCCUGUCAGCAGCGCCAGUAUGAUGUCAGGGAUUUCUUCAGUGCCAACCCCUUCACCCCUUGGACCUCUGGCAGGCUCACCAGUGAUUGCUGCUGCCAACCCCCUCGGGAUGCCUGUUCCAGCUGCCGCUGGCGCUCAGCAGUAAUGGCCCCUUCUGUCUCCUGAUGCCUGAGCAGAGGUUGGGGAGUCCACUUACUCCCUUGAUGCAGCUUGCGCCUGGCGGGGAGGGGUGAAAUACUUCAGAAGCACCGUGUCUGAACCGUUGCUUGUGGAUUUAUAGUAGUUCAGUCAUAAAAAAAAAAUUAUAAUAGGCUGAUAUUCUUUUUUUUCUUUUUUUUUUUCUCUUUUUUUUUAACUCGAACUUUUCAUAACUCAGGGGAUUCCCUGAAAAAUUAUCUGCAGGUGGAAUAUUUCACGGACAAAUUUUUUUCUCCCCUUCCAAAUUCAGUUCCUCAUCACUAAAGAACAAAGAUAAACCAGCCUCAAUUCUGGCUGCUGCGUUUGGGUGGAGAUUUCUUCCCAUGCCCACCAUUGCUCCCCUACCAUCCCACACUUUGAGGGGUUUGUAUUUCAUGCUCUCCUCCAGAGAUUACAAAAAUGUAGCUUCUUGAAGGGAGGUGGGAAGGAAGGAGGAAGGAAGGACCCAACCUAUAAGAGCAGUGUACUGCUAGUCACUUAUAUCACUUUACUCCAAAAGUGCUUCAGUGGGGUUAUACUGGUGAAUCUAGUGGAAAUAUGUCUUAGUUACAGUGAGAUGCUGAAAAUCUACCCAAAGUGCAGACAGGUCCUGAAAACGUCUGUUCAGUAUGAAUCAUGUCUUAUUGACCUAACCUAAAUCCAGCUCACUUAUAAUUUAGUUUCAGUUCAGUUUAAAACUUUAAUACCGUCCCUCCCAGGCUCCUUACCUUGGUCCUCUUCCCCAUUCAUCUCCCAACAUGCUCUAUAGCUGGUAGGAGGGGGAAGGCAAAAUCUAUUUCAGUUUUCUUUGACUUGGCCCUUUUGAAUUCAGUUAGUUACUGGGUAUAAUUAUUGCUUUUUACAAAAGAAAAAAACAUUGUCUAUGUUGGUUUCAUGCUAGUAACUCUUGAAGAGCUAAUGAGAGAUGUGGCCACUGCAUUUUAUUUUAAGCUUUCUACCUUCUUUUCCUCCUACCUUCCCCUUCCCUCACAUGCCAUCCGUUGAGAAGACCUGCCCCUCAGUCUUGUAAAUGUACCUGAGAGGUAGGAGCAGAGCCACUAUCUCCAGUGAAACUGAAAUGGUAGACCUGUAAUUGUGGGAAAACUAAACUCUCUUGUUACAGCCCUGCCACCCCUUGCUGUGUGUAUAUAUAUAAUACUUUGUCCUUCAUAUGUGAAAGAUCCAGUGUUGGAAUUCUUUGGUGUAAAUAAACGUUUGGUUUUAUUUAUCAA